GUUGUUUUGCUUUAUGCUAAUGCUUAGCCUAUACCAGGAAGACCGUACAUACAUAUUCUACACGUCGCUCGUUAGCAUCGCGCGAUCAAGGCAGCUGCUGGAUGUGACCGUUGUCAUAGUUUGCGGUUGCGUGUCGUGCUGCAGUUGGCCAGCCGGUGGGCACACCUCGCAGGCCGGACGCCAUAGGAGGGGAACGCCGAUUAAGUCCGCGAUUGCGUGCAAUAUUCAGCUGCCAGUGUUGCAAUUCACUCUCGGCAGGUUAGGCAGCCAGUUGACAUUGUGAAUAUAAUGACGAUGUUGUGAAAUGUAGGCAUAUUCCUUUUAUUUAGAUUAGACCCAGCCGGGCAGUUCUUUAAUACAAACAUUAUCUGAAGAUAAUUGGCCUGCUUGACAAUCUUAUAAUCUUAUACCAUGUGACGCCAUAUAUUAUGCAUCUUCGUAUAUUAGCUGAGUGAAAUCAAAUUAACACCUAUUUAAUUUUUCUUCUCCGUAUAAUAUAGCCUCAGCGCUGUGUAUUAAAUCCUGUUGCAUUUCGCUUAUGAAUUUUCUCUACUGAAGUGUGCGUUUGAUCAAACAUGAAUUAAAGACUGAAGUAAUUCAUUUGUUUCGACACUAUCAGCAUUGGAUAAAAUGCAUGUGCUGGGGUUAGUCCAAGUUUAUGCUAACGUGUUUCUCAAUCUAAUGUUUAUUUAAAACAAGUUAAUCUUGUAUGGUAACAAUCCAAGCUGGUGGUUUUUACUCAGCUAAUUAAUAAAGUGGCUCAGGACCCACUGAUCCCUGGCAGAUUCGUGAGCCUUAAGUACGUGGCGCCAUGUCACUGAGUGUGGUGAACACCAACCUCUCCUCCCUGAAGUCCUGUCAGACGGACGUCGGCACGGCGAUGGAUGUCGUAACUGAUGCCGCUAUGGAUCUGGCGGAAACCGAAGGGAGCGAGCGGGACGUCCAGGCACUGGAGAAGCUGCUGUUGGACUGUGCCCGGCUGGAUGAAGACCUCACACGCUUCUCCGAGGCCGUGGAGCACGUUACGGCACAGGCUCGACGGCAGCCCCCAGAGGCGAUGCGGGACCUCAAAGACGCAGUGAAGCAGCGAUUCGCCGAGCUGACAGACACCCUCUCUAAUGCUGACCUCCAGAGACACGCCAAGGUGGCAGCCUUCAGGGAGAGCCUGAGGAGGUUUGGCACGCAGACCAAUCCCUCAGCUAGCCAGGGGACAGAGGAAGAUCUUGAUGAUGACAUCGCGGUCAUGCAGAGCCAGAUUAACUUCUCCUGUCCCAUUACCCAGCUGGAAAUGGUCAACCCAGUGAAGAACAUCAAAUGCAAUCACCAAUAUGAGCAGGAGGCAGCAGUCGCUGCCAUCCAGCGCAGGGAGAAGCAGAAGAAGAAGUUCCGCUGUCCCUAUGUUGGCUGCGACAACACAGACGUGAAGCAGUCAGACCUGGUGCCAGAUGUCACCCUGAGGAGAAUGAUCCAGAAGAAGCAAGGUGCAAGGACAUAAAAUGCCUUUGCGGUGUCCCGCUGUACGGUGGUGACUGUUUUGUAUGAAUUCUAUCUUUUUUUUUUACAAUAAAAAUGAAACUCAGGUUGCUUAUA
Brienomyrus brachyistius is the source of this 1590-nucleotide messenger RNA. RefSeq names its product NSE2 (MMS21) homolog, SMC5-SMC6 complex SUMO ligase (gene nsmce2). NCBI's taxonomy places the organism in Eukaryota, Metazoa, Chordata, Actinopteri, Osteoglossiformes, Mormyridae. The coding region runs from base 812 to 1495 and encodes 227 amino acids. Gene Ontology annotation, biological process: protein sumoylation; double-strand break repair via homologous recombination. The record is from RefSeq and is a predicted model, not a curated record. Gene Ontology annotation, cellular component: Smc5-Smc6 complex; nucleus. The transcript has 7 exons. Gene Ontology annotation, molecular function: SUMO ligase activity; zinc ion binding.